Molecule: messenger RNA, 1665 nt
Organism: Leptomonas pyrrhocoris
Lineage: Eukaryota; Euglenozoa; Kinetoplastea; Trypanosomatida; Trypanosomatidae
Product: putative ribonuclease H1
Exons: 1
Coding region: 955-1665 (236 amino acids)
Biological process (GO): DNA replication, removal of RNA primer
Molecular function (GO): magnesium ion binding; RNA-DNA hybrid ribonuclease activity; nucleic acid binding
Source: RefSeq, a predicted model, not a curated record
GAAAUAACGAGAGGUGAGGAAGCGUUACGCACGUCGUUUUCUGUUUUUCUUUUUCUUUUGGUCUCUCUUCUGGAACACAGAGGCAGCAUUCAACAGUAAAUGGUCGUUGACGCUGCCGCCGUCUUUCUUCGGUCCUCACAGUAUCUACACUCUUCACUUUUAGCAGGCGCACUACGUGUACUUCGCCUUCGAUUUCACUACACGGUGACUGUCGUCUCUCGCCGACCCGUCAAACGCACUGCGCCACCGUCGUUGACCUCCGCGCCUUUUCUCUCCCUUCGAAAUCAGCGCCUCCCGCCACCAUUUUUACCAACAGACGUGGGCAUUCCGCACGGCAGCAGCACCAGCAGCACCAGCAGCAGCGGCAGCGCAGCGCGCUUUGGGGGUUUUCGACCUACGCAGGUUUUAUUAGCAAGGCGACGUGCACCUUCGCGUGACACACGACCAAAAUCGAGGGAAGCCUCUCCAAGGCAACUUGCCUCUACAAACAAAUCCGCAACGUCGGAGAUUUGCGAGGAUCUCAACUUCUGUCGUUGCAUUUUGCAAGCUGCAGAAGCGACGCCGUCAUCGUCGUGCAUCACAGCAGAAGCACCACGCGCGUUGGACACGGAAGGCACCUCCUCGUCGGCGUCGCUGAUGAAGGCUUCUUUCUAUGCCGUGGCGAUAGGCAAGCAGCGAGGCAUCUACUCGACCUGGGACCAAUGCUCCGAGCAGGUAAAGGGGUUCAGUGGAGCUAUAUACAAAAGCUUUCGCACCUUGGCAGAAGCGCGAGCUUUUCUCGACGCACACCCAGCACCCAGCAGCUCCCACGAUGAUAGCGGAGGCGAGGCUUCCGCCUCCGUUAUCGAAACGCCGCGCUCUGAACCGCCGGUGAAGCCGCAACGUUUGCGUGGUGUCUGCGAGGAAGCCGCUGCCUCUCCGCCAUCGACGCGACGCGCAAGAAUCGAGACGGCAAUGCCGCGUUCCACGUACGAGGGAGACAGUCCUUUAUCUUCCUCCCAUCACCAGGUCGUCUACGUGGACGGGGCGUGCAGUCACAACGGGACCCCCCGCGCACGUGCCGGCUACGGCGGCUACUUUGGCAGCUCCCACGACGCCCGCAACUUCGCCCUCCCCGUGCCCGCCACCGAGGCGCAGACGAACAACCGGGGUGAGAUGCGGGCGGUGAUCCACUGCAUCGUGCAGGGCUUCGUCGAUGCCGGCGCGCCAAAAGAGGCGCUGGACGUCUCCCACUGUGUCACGCCGGACUGGCGCGUGUCGGAGCUGGCGCGGCCGCUGCGUCGCCUCGUUAUCCACACGGACAGCCGCUACGUCAUUGAUGGACUGACGCGCUACUCCGUAAAGUGGAUGGCGAACGGCUUCAAGCUCGCCACGAAGGAGCCGGUGCUGAAUCAGGACCUGUGGAAGCAGCUGAUUCGGUUACGAGAUGCCUACAACACCUGCUACGCACAGCAGCAACACGCGAUCGAGUCGAGCCACCCGUACGCCUUCACACGCGAGUCGCUGACCUCCCCCCCGAAGAGGUUCCACACGCACAACACCUGCAACGACGAAACGGAAGGGAUUGAGCUGCGCCACGUGAAGGGACACUCGAAGGACUACGGAAACGAGAUGGCGGACAUGCUGGCGGUGAGGGGGUCACGAAUGCACGACAGCUGGAGGUAA